Molecule: messenger RNA, 4746 nt
Organism: Arctia plantaginis
Lineage: Eukaryota; Metazoa; Arthropoda; Insecta; Lepidoptera; Erebidae
Source: the annotation of a GenBank genome assembly
AUGUCAAGUACCAUUGUGAGAUGGGCUUUCAAUGCCACAGAAUGGAAACCUACCAUAGAGGAGAUCACAGAUGCGUCAUGCUAUAUUCAAUCUGAAGAGAAACAGAGGAUAGCAAGAUUUGUUUUCCAGAAUGAUGCAAAAUCCUCCCUAGUUGGACGGCUAAUGUUAAGAAAAUUUGUCCAUGAGACAAAUUCUAUACCUUACAAUGAAAUACGAUUUAUCAGGGACGAAAGGGGUAAGCCAUGCUUGGUUAAUGAUGGAGACACACCAGUGACCUUCAAUGUGUCACACCAAGGAGAUUUUGUCGUACUGGCUGGUCACAAAAACCGUAGUAUCGGCAUUGACAUCAUGAAGAUAGAACCACCGGCGAACAAGAACAUUCCAGAAUUCUUUCGAAUUAUGACGAGGCAAUUUUCCCCCCACGAAUGGGCCACAAUACGUAGCUUUCCCACGGAAUUGGAACAGAUUGCGUGCUUCUACCGCAUUUGGUGUCUCAAAGAGAGUUAUGUGAAAAAUACAGGGUUCGGUAUAACUGUACCACUGAAUGAAAUAAGUUUUUCGAUUAACACACGCAAGUUGGAAGUGGGGAAGUUGGUUACUGAUACGGUUUUAUAUGAAAAUAACGCUCAUAAGAAAGAAUAUUUUUUCGAAGAAACUUUAUUGGAUGAUAAGCAUGCGGUUGCUGUGUCACUGCAAGUAGGAGAGAAAGUACAGUACGUGCCAUCACCAUAUACUUUUCUAACUUUUGAGGAGAUCGUGAAGAAUGCUGAGCCACUGUGCGAACCAGAUUUCAAUUUCUCGGCAGAUUUUAUGGAAAAGCAAAUGAAAAGUUUGAACGCUUGGACGGCAUCGGAGAAUGAUUUCGACCAGCAGCUGGUCAUUGAUCUCGGCAGUGUAAAGAACAUUACAAGGGUUGCAACACAAGGGCGGGCUCAUUCCCAGGAGUUCGUUCAAGAGUAUCACAUCAGCUAUGGUUCGAAUGGUCAAGACUUUGUGCAGUACAAGGCUGCUGGAGGCGAAGUUAAGAAUAUUGUUAUUGGAGACAGGCUAUGCUUCGGAAUAACUGAACAGCUCAGCAAGAAACUUGCCAAUGAAAUUAUGAUUGGAACGUCAGCAUGGACAGCACAGGAGAGUUCCUACUACCAACAUUUGACGGUGAACCUCAUGAAGCGGAAAGAGCUUCGGAGUAUUGCCACGAGGGGGAGGUAUGCUACAGAUGAGUAUGUCACGGAAUAUAUGCUGCAGUACUCCGAUGAUGGGGAGAGUUGGAAACUGGUUGCAAGCGCUGAUGGGUAUACGCAGAUGUUCGAAGGCAAUCACGACGGGAACACGGUACAGAAGAACGAAUUCGAAGUGCCUAUUAUAGCACAAUAUAUACGAAUAAAUCCGAUGAGAUGGCGCGACAAGAUAUCUAUGAGAGUAGAAGUCUAUGGGUGCGAUUAUGUCGCCGAUACUCUCUACUUCAAUGGUACAUCCCUCAUAAAGAUGGAUCUCCUGCGCGAUCCAAUAUCAGCUUCCCGAGAAGUGAUCCGCUUCAGAUUCAAAACCAGUACAGCUUCAGGUGCGCUCAUGUACUCCAGAGGUACACAGGGAGACUAUUUCGCCUUGCAGCUCAGAGAUAAUAGGCUCGUGUUAAAUAUCGACCUGGGUUCUGGUACAUUGACCUCACUGUCAGUCGGCAGUCUACUGGACGAUAAUAUUUGGCAUGACGUGGUCAUAUCACGCAAUAGACGAGAAGUGCUCUUCUCUGUGGACAGAGUCAUCGUUCAUGAGAGGAUCAAGGGAGAGUUCUCCAGACUGAAUUUGAAUCGAGCCUUCUACAUCGGUGGCGUGCCAAACUUCCAAGAAGGUUUAGUAGUGAAUCAGAAUUUCACCGGUUGUAUAGAGAACAUGUAUCUGAAUGCAACCAACGUGAUACAGGAUCUCAAGCAAGGAUAUGAAACGGGUGAAGUCUUCAAGUUCCAGAAAGUUAACACACUGUUUGCUUGUCCGGAGCCUCCUGUAGUACCAAUCACCUUCCUCAAAGAGGGCUCGUACGCUAAACUCAAAGGAUAUGCUGGCAGUAACACUCUGAACAUCUCCUUGGAGUUCAGAACGUAUGAGAACCAUGGACUACUCAUAUACCACAAGUUUAACAGCGAAGGACAUGUUAAGGUGUACAUAGAAGAAGGUCGUGUUAAAGUAGAACUAGAAACUCCGGGCUCCCCUCGAGUGAAGCUUGACAACUACGCGGACGUAUUCAACGAUGGUCGUUGGCAUGCCCUGAUGCUGACAAUGGCCACCGAUAGCCUGACCCUGGCUAUCGACCUGCGUCCUGUUAGGACUACUAAGAAACUGCGGUUCAUGACUGGAAGCACUUACUAUAUAGCUGGUGGCAAGGCGCCCCCCCGAGGGUUCAUCGGCUGCAUGCGCAAGAUCGCCGUGGACGGCAACUACCGGCUGCCCACGGACUGGAAGAAGGAGGAGUACUGCUGCCAGAACGAGGUGGUGUUCGACGCGUGCCAGAUGAUCGACCGCUGCAACCCCAGCCCGUGCGAGCACGGCGGCGUGUGCACGCAGACGGCCGACGAGUUCACCUGCGACUGCAGCGCCACCGGCUACGCGGGGGCCGUCUGCCACACCUCAAUCCACCCUCUGUCGUGUCAAGCGUACAAGAACGUACAAGCAGUGUCCCGUUCCGCUCAGAUCCACAUCGACGUGGAUGGUUCUGGACCUCUGGCGGCUUUCCCUGUCACAUGUGAAUUUUAUUCCGAUGGUCGCAUUAUAACAGCAGUCGAGCACUCCUCCUCCCAAAACACAGUAGUGGAUGGGUACCAGGAGCCGGGCAGCUUCCGCCAAGACAUUAUCUACGACGCCAGCAGACAGCAGCUGGAAGCGUUACUCAAUAGGUCCGACACGUGUAUGCAACAUCUGGAAUACAUGUGUCGACAUUCAAGAUUGUUGAAUUCUCCUAGUGAAGAAGCAUCAUUCCACCCGUUCGCAUGGUGGGUAUCGCGGACAGGACAGCGCAUGGACUACUGGGCAGGCGCCACCCCGGGGUCACGGAUGUGCCAGUGUGGAGUUCUGGGGUCUUGCAGUGACCCCACCAAGUGGUGUAACUGUGAUGCUGAGCAUUCCAAGCCUGAAGAAUUCCAAGUGGAUGGAGGUGAGUUAACAGAGAAAGAGUUUCUGCCGGUGAAACAACUGCGGUUCGGUGACACCGGAUCUCACCUCGACGAGAAAGAAGGACGUUACACACUCGGACCUCUCUUGUGCGAGGGAGACGACUUGUUCAGCAACGCUGUAACUUUCCGCAUCACGGAUGCUAUAAUCACCCUUCCGAUGUUCGACCUGGGUCACAGUGGCGACAUCUACUUCGAAUUCAAGACGACGAGGGAAAAUGCUGUACUAUUGCAUUCUAAGGGUCCUCAAGACUACAUUAAGCUUUCUAUCAUCGGUGGUGACCAACUGCAGUUCCAAUUUCAAGUUGGAGAUACUCCCUUGGGAGUCUCCGUUGAGACAAGUAACAGGCUUGCUGAUAACAACUGGCAUUCAGUGUCUAUUGAAAGGAACAGGAAGGAGGCGUGCGUGGUGGUGGACGGCGCGCUGAAGAACGAGAUCCGCACGGCCAAGGAGCCGGUGCGCGCGCUGCACCUGACCACGGGGCUGGCGCUGGGCGGCGCGCUGGACCACAAGGACGGGUUCGUGGGCUGCAUGCGAGCGCUGCUGCUCAACGGACUCCCCGUCGACCUGCGCCACUACGCCAGGAGAGGUAUGUACGGCAUAUCGGAGGGGUGCGUGGGCAAGUGUUCGUCGUCCCCCUGCCUCAACAACGGCACGUGCCUGGAGGGCUACGAUUCGUACUCCUGCGACUGCCGCUGGACCUCCUUCAAGGGACCCAUCUGUGCUGACGAAAUCGGCGUGAACCUCCGUCCGAACUCGAUCAUAAAAUACGAUUUCUUGGGCUCCUGGCGUUCCACUAUAGCUGAGAAAAUUCGAGUUGGCUUCACCACCACCAACCCCAAGGGAUUCCUGCUUGGAUUCUUCUCGAACAUCUCUGGAGAAUAUCUCACGCUGAUGGUGUCCAACUCAGGCCACUUGCGAGUAAUCUUCGACUUUGGUUUCGAGCGGCGCGAGAUCAUAUUCCAAGGGAAGCAUUUCGCACUGGGACAGUACCACGACGUGAGGUUGUCGAGGAAAAACAGUGGAGCCACUAUGGUUUUACAGGUAGACAACUACGAAACUCAAGAGUUCACAUUCGACAUCAAGGAGUCAGCAGACGCCCAAUUCAACAAUAUCCAGUACAUGUACAUAGGGCGGAACGAGAGUAUGAACGAAGGGUUCGUGGGGUGUGUCAGUAGGGUGGAGUUCGAUGACAUAUACCCACUCAAACUACUUUUCCAACAGGACCCACCGCCCAACGUCAGGAGUAUAGGAGAUGGCGUUCUAAACGAGGACUUCUGCGGUGUAGAACCGGUCACCCAUCCACCGGAGAGGCUCGAGACACGCCCUCCGCCCGGCGUAAAUCUACAACAAGAACUUGACUAUCACAAAACUGACGAGGCUAUACUUGGCACUGUCCUGGCUUUCAUUUUCUUGAUGCUGAUAGUGGUGGCUAUCGUGUUGGUACGAGCGCUAUCCAGGCACAAGGGAGAAUAUCUUACGCAGGAGGAGCGCGGCGCGGCGGGCGCGGCCGACCCCGACGCGGCGGCGCUCGCGGCCGCCACCGGCCCGCGCGUCACCAAGCGACGGGAGUUCUUCAUCUAG